AUGGGUUGGUUCUGGGGAGGGAAAAGCAGUGAAAAUGAUCCCGCCCAGUCGCUGGACAACGAUUUGAAGCAAUUUCUGAAGGACCAACAACCCCGACCGUAUGUCCCAGCAGAACUUCCUAAACCUGCCGACCAGCCCGGUCCAACGCCUCCAGAGCAACCCCUGCCCGACGCCAACAAGUCGUUUGAGGAUAGGCCUCUGCCUAAAGAAUCUCUGUUUCAGGAUGGCCGGUACAAAGACCUCUGGAAGACCUACAUUCCUCAGAAUGACAUCGAGGUAGCCACCGCAACGCCGGUAGAGCGAGUGCUUGCAGCUCGAAAGGACAGGAGACAGUCAAUUCAUAAGGCCGCACUGGAGAACUGCGCCUUUGAAGAGGAAAUGCAACAAGAUUGCUUCAAGGCCGGGGCAUGGUCCAAGAAGAUCAAGGGAAGAAUGACUAUGUGUCAUGAGGAGACCAAAACAUUCAAUCGAUGCUAUGCCCUCCAGGCGAAAUUUCUACAAUCACUAGGAUACAUGACUAGUUCGACAAAUUCGAAUGAGGACGAAGAGAAAAUCCAGAUGCAUGCGGAUAAACUAUAUCACCGAAUGAUGGACUACGAAGCCGAGGUGGACGAGGCAAGACGGAACAACCGACCCAUUCCACCUCUUUCGUCUCUGUUUAACCCCAACCGACCAGCCCCUACUGUGGAGCAGAUGGCGUUGCCGAAAGCAAUGGAAGACAAAAUGAAAAAGCCUCUUCACGAAUAUCCUCCCCACGAGCGGGAGCUGGUUGCCAGGGCUGCUCUCCAGGAGGCCAAGUUAACUGAUCUCUAUGCCGAAGACUUGUUCAAUUACACCGUCACAAUGAACGAAGACCGUAAGAAGCGACAAGCCUGGUUGACUAAGACUUUUGGAGAAGCAAUUGGAAAGUUCUUGAUACCAGAUCCUCCUAAGGAACCAGCUGUCCAACCUUACAGCAUCGAACAGCUAGAGCGUGAUAUAUGGCAGGACGAGCCGUCACCUCAGAAACAUAAUCGCCCUUCAAACCCGCCCGAUCCGUGA
This is a messenger RNA of Capronia epimyces CBS 606.96, 1041 nucleotides long. RefSeq lists its product as uncharacterized. The transcript has a single exon. The record is from RefSeq and is a predicted model, not a curated record. Bases 1 to 1041 code for a protein of 346 amino acids. NCBI's taxonomy places the organism in Eukaryota, Fungi, Ascomycota, Eurotiomycetes, Chaetothyriales, Herpotrichiellaceae.